Entelurus aequoreus (snake pipefish) is the source of this 1163-nucleotide messenger RNA. It is a transcript of the gene zcrb1, whose product is annotated as zinc finger CCHC-type and RNA binding motif 1. Gene Ontology annotation, cellular component: U12-type spliceosomal complex. Gene Ontology annotation, molecular function: zinc ion binding; RNA binding. NCBI's taxonomy places the organism in Eukaryota, Metazoa, Chordata, Actinopteri, Syngnathiformes, Syngnathidae. The coding region runs from base 160 to 762 and encodes 200 amino acids. The record is from RefSeq and is a predicted model, not a curated record. Gene Ontology annotation, biological process: mRNA splicing, via spliceosome. The transcript has 8 exons.
AGACGAGGCUUUUUUUUUAUUGGACAAGAGGAUGCACGCGUCAUCAUUACGCGACACUCAAACCGGGUUUGUUUGUGUUUUCCUACCGAACACAGACAACAGCAGUUUAAUAGGCGCGUCGGAUGUGUUUACAGUAGUUUUCCCGUGUUGGUGUUCAACAUGAGCGGGGGGUUGGCACCGAGCAAGAGCACAGUUUAUGUGUCCAACCUGCCAUUCUCUCUCACGAAUAACGACCUCCACAAGCUCUUCACCAAAUAUGGAAAAGUGGUCAAGGUUACAAUUGUAAAAGACAAAGACACCCACAGAAGCAAAGGCGUGGCUUUCGUUCUAUUCCUGGACAGAGAAUCGGCUCAUAACUGUGCAAGAGCGGUCAACAACAAGCAGUUGUUUGGAAGAACUGUGAAAGCGAGCAUUGCAAUCGACAAUGGACGGGCGGCCGACUUUAUAAGGAGGCGCAACUACACAGACAAGAGCAGGUGUUACGAAUGUGGGGAUGGAGGACAUAUGAGCUAUGCGUGUCCCAAAAAUAUGUUGGGAGAGAGGGAACCCCCAAAGAAGAAAGAAAAGAAAAAGAAGAAAAAAGGUCAACAACCACAACAUGUUGAAGAAGAGGAUGAAAGUGAAGACGAAGGAGAAGAUCCAGCUCUUGACAGUCUUAGUCAAGCCAUAGCUUUUGAGCAAGCACGAAUCGAGGAAGAGGAACAGCAAAGAAAGCAGACUGCUGUGCCACAGGAUGGCAACGAUGGCGAGCCUAGUGACUGAUGUGGACACAAUUGGGACGUAUCGAGAAGACCUUUAGACAUAAUCGUGUUUGUCGUGUUAGUUUUUACAGCUUCUUUUAUUAUGGAAUCAUUUCGGAGUAUCCAGUUGGACAGACGUCUGUCUGCUAUUGUAAAUAAAAUAAUUGUGUGUUCUACUUACUUAUCUUGCAGCUAAUUAUUAUCGCAAGGUCUAAAUUCCUGCCUUUUUAAUUGGGGCUGCAACUGAAAGAGACUUUUUUUUUUUUUUUUUUUUUUACAAAAAGCCGUGGAUCAGUAAAGUUGCAAGCAUUGUUUUACAAGGUUAAAUGAUACAGAGCCAUGCCCUCCCUGUACCCAGAUCACACGGUGAGAAGACUUGUUUUGCAUGAAUAAGCACAUGUAAAAUGUAAAUAAAUAAAUGAC